Molecule: messenger RNA, 2326 nt
Organism: Phacochoerus africanus (Common warthog)
Lineage: Eukaryota; Metazoa; Chordata; Mammalia; Artiodactyla; Suidae
Gene: BRCC3
Product: BRCA1/BRCA2-containing complex subunit 3
Exons: 12
Coding region: 290-991 (233 amino acids)
Biological process (GO): double-strand break repair
Cellular component (GO): BRISC complex; BRCA1-A complex
Molecular function (GO): cysteine-type deubiquitinase activity; polyubiquitin modification-dependent protein binding; metallopeptidase activity
Source: RefSeq, a predicted model, not a curated record
AGAUGGCGGUGCAGGUGGUGCAGGCGGUGCAAGCAGUUCAUCUGGAGUCGGAUGCUUUCCUCGUCUGUCUCAACCACGCUCUGAGCACCGAGAAGGAGGAGGUGAUGGGCCUGUGCAUAGGGGAGAAAUCAUUUGGAAGGUACCAGAUAACCCAAGACUUCAGAAUUUCCGCUGCGUUCAGUAUUGCAGAGGGGCGAAAUAGCAUGACGAACUAGAGCUUACUUGUGGACAAUCCCAAUUGAAUGAUGACCCAAGGAGUGACCCCAAAUUUACAUAUACUGGAACUGAAAUGCGCACAGUUGCUGAAAAGGUCGACGCCGUGCGAAUUGUUCACAUUCAUUCUGUCAUCAUCUUGCGACGUUCCGAUAAGAGGAAGGAUCGAGUGGAGAUUUCUCCCGAGCAGCUGUCUGCGGCCUCCACAGAGGCAGAGAGAUUGGCUGAACUCACAGGUCGCCCGAUGAGAGUUGUGGGCUGGUAUCACUCCCACCCCCACAUAACUGUUUGGCCUUCACACGUUGAUGUUCGCACACAAGCCAUGUACCAGAUGAUGGAUCAAGGCUUUGUAGGACUUAUAUUUUCCUGUUUCAUAGAAGAUAAAAACACAAAGACUGGCCGGGUACUCUACACUUGCUUUCAAUCCAUACAGGCCCAAAAGAGCUCAGAGUAUGAGAGAAUUGAAAUCCCGAUCCAUGUUGUGCCUCACGUAGCCGUUGGGAAGGUGUGCCUUGAGUCAGCGGUUGAGCUGCCCAAGAUCCUGUGCCAGGAGGAGCAGGACGCCUAUAGGAGGAUCCACAGCCUUACACAUCUGGACUCAGUGACCAAGAUCCAUAAUGGCUCAGUGUUUACCAAGAAUCUGUGCAGUCAGAUGUCCGCGGUGAGCGGGCCUCUGCUUCAGUGGCUGGAGGACAGACUGGAGCAGAACCAGCAGCAUCUGCAGGAGCUGCAACAAGAAAAGGAAGAGCUGAUGCAGGAACUUUCUUCUCUGGAAUAAAGCGGGAGCCAAAAUGAGGGAGGAUGGAAACAUCGGGUGUCAAAUUCAGCAAGAAGAACAAUUUGGAGAUUCCCUCUGAUGCCGCAGUCGUCCGCACGGUCCCGUGGACGCCCAACUGAUUUCGGCACAAAAGCCGCUCAGCGCAGGAAGGACGGUCUUUCCACGGACGAUGCUGGAGCAAUUGGCGAAACUCAAAAAACCCACUUUGACAAAACUGCAUACCUUACACAAAAUUCACUUCAAAAUGUGUCAUGAACUUGGAUGUAAGAUAUUAAACUCUAAAACUUUUCGAAAAAAACCAUAGAAAAAUCUUUAGAAUCUCGGGCUAGGCAACAGGUUCUUGGCCUUCACUCUGAAAGCAUAAUCCUCAAAGGAAAAAGUGGAUAGAUUGGACUUAAGGUGAAAAACUCUGCAAAAAAAUUUAAGAGGAGGAAAUUACUGAGAGAAAUUGUUUGCAAACCGUUUAUUUAAAUCAAUUUAGACUAUAUAAAGUGAAGAGUAAACAACAAUUAGAAAAUGAGCAGAAGACAUGAAUAGACAUCACUAAAGAGGGUACAUGGCUGGCAAGCCAGCACUUCCUUAGCCAUCGAGGCAUGGGAUUAAAACUAUAAUGAAUUAUGUCUACCUUCUUCACCAAUUAAAACUACAAUGGAUUAUGACUACACACUUAAUAGUGAAAAUACCAGUUGCUGUUGAGCAUGCAAACUGGAUCUCUCAUACACUGCGGACAGGGUGUAAAGUGUAAGCCACUCUGGACAAAAGAGUUUGGAAAUUUCUAAUAAAGUUAAACACACACAUACUUUAUUAGCCGGCAACUGUUUUCCUGGACACUUUUCCCAAAGAAAUGAAAACCUAUUUUGGCACAAGUCCUUAUACAGAAACAUUCUUAGCAGCUUCGCUUGUCAUAGCCCGAGACUGGAAACAGCCUCCAUGUCCUGCCGUUGAGUGGGUGGGUACAGCGUCCAUCCACAUCAUGGAAUACUAGUGUGCCAGGAAAAGGAACCGAGCAGUCAUACGACUCGGAUGGACCUCAAGGGUGUUAUGAUGACUGAAGAAAGCCGGUCUCCAAAGGUCACAUGGUGUAUAAUUGCAUUCGUACAGCAUUCUUAAAACGGGAAUCUCUAUCUGGGCUAAAAUUACAGGCCCCCCCCCACCCCAAAUGAAUGCAUGGAAAAUCUGGUGAACGCGAAUAAGGUGUGUAGUCUAAUUAGCCACUGUCACCAUGUUGGGGAAACUGCGUGAAGGGUACAUGGGACUCACUGUACUAUUUUUGCAACUUCCUGUUAAUCUAUAAUUAUUGCAAAAUAAAAAGUUGUAAGUAUUAAAUAGGAACUA